AUGAGGCAGAGGGGACGCGCCACGCUCCUGGUAGCGUUGCUGCUCCUGGCACAGCUGCGCCCGGAGAGCAGCCAGUGGAGCCCAGCGGCUGCGGCGGCGACUGGGGUCCGGGAUCCGAAUCUGCGAUGGAGCCCCGGAGUGCGGCAUCAGGGCGGCGGCGUUCGCGCGCUCCUCUUGCUGUUAGCCGAGCGCUUCCCGCACCGCGCGGGAUCUGAGCCUGCGGGCAAGCAGCGGCAGCGACGAGACGACCCUCCGCUGUCCAUCGACCUCACCUUCCACCUGCUGCGGACCCUGCUGGAGCUAGCUCGGACACAGAGCCAACGCGAGCGCGCAGAGCAGAACCGCAUCAUAUUCGAUUCGGUGGGCAAGUGA
Apodemus sylvaticus (European woodmouse) is the source of this 372-nucleotide messenger RNA. RefSeq names its product urocortin (gene Ucn). The record is from RefSeq and is a predicted model, not a curated record. Gene Ontology annotation, cellular component: extracellular region. Lineage: Eukaryota; Metazoa; Chordata; Mammalia; Rodentia; Muridae. The coding region runs from base 1 to 372 and encodes 123 amino acids. Gene Ontology annotation, molecular function: hormone activity. The transcript has a single exon.